AUGGCACCUUCGACCUCCAAGGCAGCCCUCGGCCUCGGCCUGCUGGGCGGGGCCGCUUUCGUGGCCCCUCAGAGCGGCGCACGAAGUGCGGGCACUGCGCUGCGCGGGGCGGCGAAUCAGCAGCCGCAGGACAGCUCCCUACUCUCUGCGCUGCCGGCGGUGGGCGUAGGCGCGGCGGGCGCGCUGCUGGUGAGCAACAUGGGCCGGAAGCCCAGCGCGGGCCGCGCGGCGGCGGCUGUGGCGCUGCGAGCCUUUGAGCAGGAGAGCUGGGUGUGCAGCCCCCGGUGGGCUACUGGGACCCCCUGGGCCUGGCCAAGGACGGGGACGUCGAGACCUUCCAGCGGCGCCGCUCCGUGGAGCUGA
Messenger RNA from Effrenium voratum, 363 nucleotides. Lineage: Eukaryota; Dinophyceae; Suessiales; Symbiodiniaceae. The record is from the annotation of a GenBank genome assembly.